Guillardia theta CCMP2712 is the source of this 824-nucleotide messenger RNA. RefSeq lists its product as hypothetical. NCBI's taxonomy places the organism in Eukaryota, Cryptophyceae, Pyrenomonadales, Geminigeraceae. The transcript has a single exon. The coding region runs from base 14 to 808 and encodes 264 amino acids. The record is from RefSeq and is a predicted model, not a curated record.
GCAUGCAGCGCACAUGCGAGUCGAUGAGAAGUUAACGCAGAACGGGACCAAGGGGGCGUACUCGUGGCGAGCUCCGAUCCUUGUCGAGGUCUUGGAGCAGCACCAGUGCAUGCUCUGGCUGGAUGCCGGCCUGGAGAUCAGAUCUGACCUCUCAGUCGUCAUUGGGCAUAUCGCCGUGGACGGGAAUUUCUUCGUGACCAACGGUUGGCCGAGUCCGAACCGCUUCACGCAUCCGGCGGUGGUUGAGUGGCACGGGCUGAAGGAGAAGGACUUCUUCCUGCCCGACCCCACAGGCACUGGCAUGAGAAACGAGAUCGAGGCGUGCGGGGGAAUCCAAGGCUAUCGGCGAGGGAGCCUUGCGCACAGGGAGGUUCUGUCAGGAUAUUACAUAUGCCUCAUGGAUCCGACCUGCAUCGCGCCUCCGAACGCGUCAAAGAUGAAUUUCCGCCAAGACCAGACUGUCUUGAACGUCGUGCUGGCAUCUUACAGGCUGAAGAUCCCGCUGGAUUCUCCCGAGUACUUCAUCCUUCUUCCGCACACAGCAAGGAAGUAUUGGGAGCACCCUAUUCCGAAGCAUCAGUUUCCUGUUCACGAGGACGGGACUUUCCGCCCUUGUGACAAGGGAGAGAUCUUCAAAGACAACAAGUGUGUGAGGUGUGAGGCUCAGGACGGCAUGUGCGAGGAUGAUGUCUUGGAUGAAGCAGAUGGAGCAGAAUACUGCGAGGAUCUCGUCAUCUUCAUCAGGAGAGCGUUCGAGCCGAAGCUGUUUGAGGACAAGUUGCGGUACAGACUGAUAGGAGGCAUAUAAUACAAAAUCAUGAUCG